This is a messenger RNA of Leishmania mexicana MHOM/GT/2001/U1103, 2544 nucleotides long. RefSeq names its product putative protein kinase. Gene Ontology annotation, molecular function: protein kinase activity; ATP binding. The coding region runs from base 1 to 2544 and encodes 847 amino acids. Gene Ontology annotation, biological process: protein phosphorylation. Lineage: Eukaryota; Euglenozoa; Kinetoplastea; Trypanosomatida; Trypanosomatidae. The transcript has a single exon. The record is from RefSeq and is a predicted model, not a curated record.
AUGGGCAUGGAACACUACACCAAGGUCAGGGACCUCGGUGGCACCAACGGCGCCUUCCUCGCGCGUGACCGGCAGCAGCCGGACCGGCUUGUCGUCAUCAAGCGGCUGGCGGACGGCACUCAAGGAAUCGAGGAGCUCAACGCGUCGCUGCGGCUGCGGCACCCGCACAUUAUUCGCUUCCUCGAGUCCUUUGUAUAUAACGGUAGCCUGUUCGUCGUCAUGUCGUACGAGUCCGGUGGCGACCUCGACGGACUCUUCCACUACCUCACGCAGAGCCACAGGAUGCCGACGACCCACACACUGCUGCUGUGGUUCGUGCAGCUGCUGGAGACCCUUGUGUACUGCCACGAUCACCACGUCAUCCACCGCGACAUCAAGCCGAGCAACAUCCUCGUCUCGGAGGACACGAAGAUGCUGUACCUAGGCGACUUCGGCUCUGCCAAGACCCUCAUCACCUCCAACGUCACCUCCACGUUUAUUGGAUCGCCGAUGUGGAUCUCGCCGGAGGUGCUGCUGGGCACGAGCUACAGCUACGCCGCCGACGUGUGGUCGAUGGGCUGUGUUUUCUACGAGAUGGCAACGCUGCGCAAGCCAUUCUCGGCCCCGAGCUUCGCGCACCUGGUGCAGCAGAUCACGUGGGGCCACAUCACCCCUCUCCCGGCGCACGUGGCGCAGGAGGUGAAGUCGAUCAUUCACUCCAUGCUCGUGCUCGACCCCGCGCAGCGCGUGACUGCCAAGGCGGCGCUGGAGGUGGCGCGAAGCGCCCUCGACCGCGCUGAGGAGCUCCGCCAAGCGUCGCCGUCUUCACUGCGCCCUGCCGGGAUGCCGCCUAAGUCCUCCGCGACCUCCUUGCCACCCCGACUAACGUCGCCGCCAGAGGUGGUCGUACACCAGCCGCGGCAGACCCCACCGCCGCCGCCGUCGCCGCCGCCGUCGCAGCCCUACUCCUCGUGCCCGUCAGCCGGCACCACACCACCUCGAAAGAGGGGCCUCACGAGGGCGGCGGCCCCGUCGGUGCCGACCUCAUCCGAAUCGACGCCGCCGCCCUCCAGCACUAUAAGCGACCGGCUGUUGGCUGUCGCGUCGGAGGCGAAGGCCGGCGAGGAUCCGACGCCGCACGGAUCCCUUCCCACUGCAGCCGCACCCGAAUCCGCGUCGCAGGCGGCCGUAGUGAAGCAACGUCCCGGCGCGUCGUCGCCUGCGUCGGCCUUGCGAGAACCCACAGCCUCCCCCCCGCCGCAGCCACUUGUGGGGAAGGCUCCCGCGUCACGGCAGCCGCCGUCGGUGCUUGUGGUAGAGGCCGCACCGCCAGCCCUUGCGGCAAAGAGGGAGGCGGCAGUGCAAGACAAAGGGGGGCCGGCGGCGUCACCGGUGGAGGACGCACAACUCCGCACGCCGCAGCAGAUGGUGCUGCAGAUCUCCACCACGGGCUUCAGCAGGUCGGCGCAGCGCAAGAAAGCGGCUCCGAAGCGCAAGAACGUGACGACGCACAAGGCAGGCCCGCUGCCACUGCGGCAGCGAGUGCUGAGCGUCCCGGCACAGGCCUCACCACCAACAGAGGCACCAAAGUUCGUGCGGCAGCUCAGUACAGACUCGCUGCCCACCCGGCGUACUGCGGAGCUGCUCGCACCCUCGAACGGAAGCAGUGGGCCGACAAAGGUGGUGGUGAAGGCGGUGCCGCCGACGCACGUGGCGAAGCGCGCCUUGGCCGUGGCGGGCAACCGCGAGAACCCACCGCGUGUGCCGAAGGAGUCGCCGACGCGGGAGGCGCGAGCGCUUCACAAAGCGCGACUGAAGCCGGCGUCACAGCUGCCCCCCAAGCUCGCCGCCCAGGCCACCGGCGCUGCACCGGCAGACCAGUGGUUUGAUCAGCGGAUGCGUGACCUGUGCGCCAUGGAGAACUACCUCCACCAGCACCGCGUGGAUGAUGACAAGGUGUUGCAGGCGUACGAUGCACGACGGCACAAGGAGCAGCAGCAGUGCGAGACGGUGGCCCCAAGGGCAUGUGCACCAGGGAAGCCCUCGGCGGCGCGCCGCCACAGCCCUGCGACGAAGUUCGCCAGUCCGGCGCAGCCACCCGGUGUGCUUGUCAUGACGCCACCGCGCCGCCGCCACCUGUCGGAAGACAUCCCCUCUCCACCUGCACUGUCAGCUGCGCAGCAGCAGCAGCGACAACAGCGGCCUGGCGCGGCCUCGCCUUUCGUGAGACAAGCGUCCUACGCUCGUCAGGGCUCGCACCCUGCCUGCCGCUCCGAAUCGAGGCAGAGCAGUCUUUCAUCCACGUUCAAUGGUCGCCAGGCGAGCAACGCCCGGGCGCAGACGCGCGUGUCGCUGGAGGAGCAGCAGAAGAACGAGGAGGGGCGCGUGAUGGCGCGCGAGAGACGUGAGGCGGAGCGGCAGCGGAUGAAAGAGCUCAUCAGCGCACAGCGCGCCGCGGCGAAGAAGCAAAAGCGGAACGCCAAGAAGGACGACGCCGUCGACGUCCAGAUCGUCUUGCCAGCCAGCCUACACUACACCCCCGAAUGCGUCGUGCCGGCGGACUAG